AAAGAACUGGCUAGUGUAGCUUUUAAGAUCUGCUUCAACUAAAAAUGCCACGUGCAAUAUGGCGGCGACGUUGACGUACGACCCGGACGUUCUUUGCCCUCCCUUCGCCUCUGUGUUACCAUGGUGACAUCAACAACACUAACGCCCGCUUUCUAAGGACUUUUACUGGGUCUGAAACGACAGCAACUCGCUUUCAUAGCUUGUGUCAGUUGAUGUGUUUAAACUGAGGUAAUUUUUUCAGAACAUUUAAAGUUUAUUUCAACUAGUCUGUUUCUCGAAAUAUUCAAAAUGGACAUCAGCGAUAAACUCAAAGAGCUAAAUUUGUCGUCGGAGGAGAUGGGCAGAUUUACCAAAGCCUUCAAAGACAGUAAAUUUAGGGAGAUGUUCUGCGAAUACGUCCAAGAACUAUCUGAACCUGAAAACAGGAAAAAGUACGAAGAGGAAAUCCGACAGUUGGAGCAGGAGAGAGGAAACAGUGUGGAUUUCAUCCAGCCGACACCGUUCAGGGUGAUCAGAACGACCGGAGCUGGAAAACAGAAAUGCUUCAUCAACAUAUGUGCCAAUGAUAAAAUCCAAAAACCUGAAGUAAAGAUUGGAGUAUCAGAUGAUGGCCGCAGGGGGCAGUAUUGGACUCUGCCUUACAUUCUUUAUCCUGGGAGGACAGAGAAAGACCCUAAAGGCAGCACAUUCAUGAUCUAUGAUGUUAUUUUCCACCCUGACACGCUGCACAUGGCCUCUAAAAACAAACCAUUCAUGGAUAUGGUGAAUGACACAGCAAUUGAUGGAGUCCAAAAAGCUUAUAAAGUCAAGCUAGACAAAAACAACGUGAGAGAAAUGAAGACGAAAUACAAAGGUACCCCUCAGACAUGUCUCAUCCGAAGACCCAUACCUGGAGUCAAUGCCGAGAACCUCAGUUCUCCCUUGCCAUUGUUAGAGGUUCCUGAGCCACGAAUGAAGUCUGAAGAGUCGCCUACAUUAACAAACGGCGGAGAUGUUCAGCAACAAAUCCAAUCGCAGAACAAGCAGGAGCCAGAAAAGCCAAAAUACAGAGUAAAAUAUCGAUCUAAGGUUGAUUUACAGGACUUCAGAUGUUCUAGAGACUCCGUCCAGGGCCCCAGACCUAAGGAAAUUGAGAUUACUAUUGAUCUGCCUCUUCUGAAGUCAGUUAGAGACACAAACCUUGAAGUAAUGGAGAAAACUCUGCUGCUAGAGUCCAAACAACCUGCCUACAGGCUACAUCUGCCUUUAGCCUACCCUGUGGAUGAAGACCAAGGAGAGGCCAAGUUCAACAAAUACACAGGACAGCUCACCGUCACCCUGCCGGUCCGUCCACCUGAUGAAUCUCUUCAUCAAUCUGUGGGACCUUAUCCUUUAGUGAGCGAUCUUCAAGGAGAAGAUGAAGUUGAAGAAGAGCAAGGGGAGAAAGAGAUUUGUGAGAAGACCAAGCAAGAGGUUCAAAGAGGUGAGCAGAAAGAAAUAAAUCAGGUCGAAAAUGGUGAUGAAGAACAGAAAAGUGGAGAAGAGGAGGAAAAGUGUCAGGAAAUAAAAAGAAAGCAUGAAAAAGAGGAGGAAAAGCCAGGAACAGAGCUCCCAAACUGGGAUUUGGACAAACAGCAACAGAGAUUACAAGUGAGCAAGGAAAAGAAUGAUGAGGAAGGUGGACUAAUGACGAUGAAUGAAAACCAGAACCAAGAUUCUGAGGAAGGAUCAUCUCUGGAUAAAUAUUACUAUCAGAAAGGAGACGAUCCAGAAGUUUAUUCACAGGAAACUUCAGCUGCCUCUCCUGCAAUGGAAAACCAGGAUGCUUUAAUGUCUGAUGGACAGAUUAGCUCCUCGGAAGAGGAAAAAGAAGCUAAACUGACCUCAAGUCUGGAGUCUACGGCUAAAACAACAACUUCAGAACUGCAGGAGGCAAAACCUGCACAGGAAAAUAUGCAGACUGAAGAAGAUGCUUCACUCCAGCAACUUCCACCCAUCGAGGAAUCCCAGAUUUCUCCUGAAGUGUCUUUCCCACCAACUGAGGCCGCUCAGAACCACAGCAGAGACAUUACUUCAGGGGAGAAAAUGGAGUCUCACCAGGUGUUUGCCACAGACGCAGCAGAAAAAGGAAGAGAAACAGAUGAAGAUGACCUGCCAGCACAUCAAGUUCUCCAAACAUUGGAGCAAAGCAACAAGCCAGCAGCAGACGCAGCAGCCUGGCCACUGAGGGAGAUCGGUGCUGAUGGAAAAGAGACGCUGAUCACUGAUCACUCCACGUCUGCAGGUUUCAACUUCCAGAACAAUUUUAUUUACGAGCUGGACUGAUAAGCUGUGUUUUUAAAAAGAAUGACUUUUAAUGUUUUUUUUUCCUACUAUACUGUAGAUGUUUUCAAAGAUAUGCAAUUGUUCUGUGAGAUUUUAAUAGUUUUCUCCCAAAGUUAAUAAAUUAAUACCAAUCUAAUAAUACAUAUUCAUAAGAAAACUGUGUCUGAAUAUGUAAAUUCUAAAUGUUAUUAUUCUGCGAAUAAUAAUUACCUGAUUAUAAAAACAACUGGAACAUGUGACGUAUCAAAAAUCCUAACUUGCACAUUUUAUCUGUACAAAAUAAUUUCUUAUUUACCAAAGAAGCUCAAGCUUGGAACAAAUCACUGCUACCAUGCAGGUUAAGUGACUUUGGGUGAGCUUGUGUGAUUAUUUAAAAACUUUACAUCACAUCAUAUUCCUGUUGGUAUCGGUGGAGGCAGCUGAUCCUGAUAAAGUUAGAUAUUUCAUUUAAAUAAAAAAAUACUUUUUGAAUCAGAGACAAA
Molecule: messenger RNA, 2786 nt
Organism: Poecilia reticulata (guppy)
Lineage: Eukaryota; Metazoa; Chordata; Actinopteri; Cyprinodontiformes; Poeciliidae
Gene: dnaaf2
Product: dynein axonemal assembly factor 2
Biological process (GO): cilium-dependent cell motility; axonemal dynein complex assembly; epithelial cilium movement involved in extracellular fluid movement
Cellular component (GO): cytoplasm
Source: RefSeq, a predicted model, not a curated record